Dracunculus medinensis (Guinea worm) is the source of this 279-nucleotide messenger RNA. The record is from the annotation of a GenBank genome assembly. Lineage: Eukaryota; Metazoa; Nematoda; Chromadorea; Rhabditida; Dracunculidae.
AUGCAUGUGUUUAUAAGUAGUAUGCAUGUGUGUGUAUGUGCAUUUGUGUAUAAGCUGAGGCAUGGCGCUUGGGGCCUCGGUGGUUAUAGGCUGAGGCCUAGGCAUGGCGCUUGGAGCCUCGGUGGUUAUAGGCUGAGGCCUAGGCAUGGCGCUUGGGGCUUAGGCUUGCGCCUUGAAAUGCAAAAAUAUAAAAUGAUAAAUCAAUUUAAAAAAUUGAUGGUCAUGCGAAUGUUUUUCUUCCUUAUGAUUAUUGCUCUCGUAGCCGUUUUUUUUGUUUGA